Messenger RNA from Penaeus indicus, 504 nucleotides. Its product is annotated as sodium- and chloride-dependent glycine transporter 1-like. NCBI's taxonomy places the organism in Eukaryota, Metazoa, Arthropoda, Malacostraca, Decapoda, Penaeidae. The coding region runs from base 14 to 400 and encodes 128 amino acids. The transcript has 2 exons. The record is from RefSeq and is a predicted model, not a curated record.
CUUCAUCAACUCUAUGGCCAGUAUGACAGCUGUCAGUUACCGUGAUGUCAUAUUCCCGUCUUGGGCCCAGAGCGUGGGUUGGCUCAGCGCGCUGGCCUCCUUCGCCGGCGUGCCCGCUUAUGGCAUAUAUUACUUCCUCGCGUCGAAGGGGUCUUUCUCCAAGCGCCUCAUGACCGGCAUCACGCCCACGAGCAGCUGGGGUCCCGCCCUCGAGGAGCACAAAGCGGCGUGGGUGGAAUACGUCAGGUCGCAUCCCCUGCGUCACCGCCUCCUUCAUCCGAGGUUCUCCCCCCACGCCCACUCCCCCGCCGCCGCCUCCUCCUCCCCUGCUGAGGCGAAGCUCCUGGAACUCCAUACCAGCGCAGGAGACUCCGCUGGCAGGGCGGGGAAUCCGGUGUGAGCUCUGCGCUGAGACUUUGGUCCUAUCUUGUCUCUUUAUGUGCGUGUGUGGGCGUUGAUAUGUAUACAUGCAUGUAUACACACACAGACACACACACAAACACA